AUGCUAAUGGUUCAUCGUAUUUUUCCUUAUUUUCUGAAACAGAUUUCAUGUCAAAGCGAUCCUGUUGCAAUAAAACCGGAGUUCUGUGCUUACUUACUUGUGAUGCACUCACAUAAAGAAGCAGAUAGACUUUUUCAGGCUCUUGGUUCACGUAUAACCACUUUUAAUAGUCGUUUGAACUCAGAGCUUACUGGUCUUCAGGAAACUAAUAGUGCGUCGAACAGUCCUGGGGAUUUUCCUGUCGUCCAUUCCCGUAAGAAUGCUAACCCAGAAGAGGGUGAUGAUUCUCCUUUUAUCGGUAAAGGUGACGAAGGAACACAAAGCACUAAAUCAGAAACUGACGACUUGCCCACAAAUGUAGACAGUGAGUCUUCGAUUCCUACACCAUCCACAGAUUAA
Molecule: messenger RNA, 399 nt
Organism: Trichobilharzia regenti
Lineage: Eukaryota; Metazoa; Platyhelminthes; Trematoda; Strigeidida; Schistosomatidae
Source: the annotation of a GenBank genome assembly